Lepisosteus oculatus (spotted gar) is the source of this 13768-nucleotide messenger RNA. It is a transcript of the gene lrp2b, whose product is annotated as low density lipoprotein receptor-related protein 2b. Gene Ontology annotation, cellular component: apical plasma membrane; signaling receptor complex; plasma membrane. Gene Ontology annotation, molecular function: calcium ion binding; hormone binding; protein binding. Lineage: Eukaryota; Metazoa; Chordata; Actinopteri; Semionotiformes; Lepisosteidae. The record is from RefSeq and is a predicted model, not a curated record. Gene Ontology annotation, biological process: receptor-mediated endocytosis.
AUGAUGAGAGGAAUCCUCCUAUCCAUCGUGUUUGGUCAGUGCCUGCGAUUUGCACAAGCUGCCCAUUCCUGUGCUUCAGACCAGUUCACCUGUGUGCAGGGCAAAGAAUGCAUCUCCAUACUGUUCGUGUGUGACGGCGAGGAGGACUGUCCAGACGGCUCGGAUGAGCAGAGAACUUGCAAUGGCCAGGAGUGUGCUCCCAGCCAGUUCACAUGCCAGGAGGGCCAGUGUAUCCCGGGAAACUUCCGCUGCGACAGAGUCCAGGACUGUGUGGAUGGUUCGGAUGAACACAACUGCAACUACCCGAGCUGCUCUCAGCUGACCUGUGCUAAUGGAGCUUGUUACGACCACUCCCAGCACUGCAAUGGCAUCCAGAACUGCAGAGAUGGCUCUGACGAAGCCAACUGCACCCAGCACUGCCCAAUGCACCAGUAUCAGUGCAACAAUGGCUUCUGUGUCCCCUUGUCUUUUGUCUGUGACCACUGGGAUGACUGCGGUGACGACAGCGAUGAGCAUGGCUGUGAGUAUGGGAGCUGCAGUGGCAGCGAGUUCACCUGCGCCGGCGGGCGCUGCAUUGCCCACACCUGGGUGUGCGACGGGUUCAACGACUGUGGGGACUACAGCGACGAGAAGGGAUGUGAUACUGGCUCUCGGGAUUGCUAUCCUGGGGAGUGGCCCUGCCCCGGAUCUCUGUUCUGUGUCCCAGUCAGCAAGGUGUGUGAUGGCCAUGUUGACUGCCCAGGUGGAACUGAUGAGACCAACACCACAGCACACCUGACAUGUGGGCUGGAGAGUUGCUCCUUGCUGAGCUGUGAGUUUCGCUGCCACCCCUCGCCUCAGGGGGGAGCCUGCUAUUGUCCUGAUGGCUUUAUCGUAGCCAACGACAGCCGGACGUGUGUCGACUAUGAUGACUGUAACAUCUGGGGGAUGUGUGACCAGUUCUGUGAGGAUCGAUCUGGCACACAUGUCUGUAGCUGCGCCAGUGGGUACUUUCUAGAACAGGGACGUCACUGCAAAGCCAAUAACUCAGCUGGCCUCCCCCAACUCAUUUUCUCUAAUGGCCGAGACGUGAUGAUUGGGGACGUUCAUGGCAGGAACAUGCGGGUUCUGGUCCAUUCGCAGGGCAAAGGGCGGGCUGUGGGAGUCGAUUACAGCUGGGUGAGCCAGCGCCUCUUCUGGACAGAUAAAACCAGCAAGAAGGUGUACUCCAUAAAAUAUGAUGGGACAGAUAUGACAGAGGUCCUCUCGAUGUCCAUAGACAGUCCAGAGAACAUCGCUGUGGACUGGAUCAACUUCAAACUGUAUGUGGUUGAGAGCGCAGUCGACAGGGUUGACCUUUGUGACUACAAUGGUGGAAACAGGGUCACCCUGAUAGCAGAGAACCUCCAGAACCCUCAUGGACUGGCUCUGGAUCCCACAGUGGGGUACAUGUUCUUCACAGACAAGAGCAAUUUUAACAAUGAGCCCAAGUUGGAGAGAGCCUUCAUGGAUGGCAGUAACAGGCUGGAUCUAGUGAAGUCAAAGCUGGGAUCACCAUCAGGAAUAUCGCUGGACAUCCUCACCAAGAGAGUAUACUGGACAGACAGCCACUAUGACUACAUUGAAACAGUUGACUACAAUGGCUUAGACAGGAAAUCCAUUCUGAGUGGGGGUGCAGAUGUGCCCCAUCCCUAUGGAGUGGCACUGUUCGAGAACCACGUCUUCUUCACCGACUGGACCAAGAUGGGGGUGAUUCAGGCGAACAGGUUUAAUGGGAGCAAUCCCAAGCUGCUGUAUCGCACCACAGACCAGCCCAACCACUUGGUCAUCUCUCACUCCGUCCUGCAGCCUUUCGUUAUUAAUCCAUGUGGGCGCCACAAUGGAGGCUGCCAGCAGAUCUGCGUGCUGAGCCACAGGACUGACAAUGAUGGCCUGGGCUUUCGCUGCAAGUGUAGGAUGGGCUAUGACCUGCAGCCUGACAGGCGUACCUGUUUCAAGGUGAAGAAGUUUCUCCUGAUGUCCUCUGGUGUUGCUGUCCGGGGGAUCCCACUGAAUGUGUCCACGCAAGAGGACAUUAUUCUACCCCUGACUGCCAGUCCUUCCUUCUUCACUGGCGUGGAUUAUGAUGGCAAAGAGGAGACCAUCUACUUUGCUGACAGAAUGCGGGGAGUUGUGUAUCAGGCUGGGGUCAAUGGCACAGGUAUGCAGGUUCUGAAUGGCCAUCGUACAGGUUUUAUUGAGUGCCUGGCCUUCGACUGGACCUCCAAGAUUCUGUACUGGACAUCCACUUCCUUUCGGCUGAUUGCCGCCUACAGAGUGACGGACAAGUCGCGUCGAGACAUUGUCCAGGAUCUUCGAAAUCCCCGUGCGAUUGUGGUGCAUCCAAGGGCAGGCUACCUCUUCUGGUCAGACUGGUAUCGGCCUGCCACCAUCAUGAGGGCCUGGGGUGAUGGCACGAAUGCUCAACCCAUUGUCAACACGACUCUGGGCUGGCCUAAUGGUCUGGCCAUCGACUACAUGGUGGACAGGAUUUACUGGGUGGACGCUCUGCUCGACCGGAUUGAGCACAGUGACCUGAAUGGUUUGGACAGACGGACGUUCUCGAACCUGGGACAGAUCACCCAUCCCUACAGUCUAUCUUUACACCUGGAUCACCUCUACGUUUCCGACUGGAGGACCAGCACUGUGUACCGUUUGCGGAAGAGGGAUGGCGGCAGCCUCUUGCCCAUGCGCCGGGGGGUCCCGGACCUCAUGAGUGUGAAGGUGUACAGUGCUGACGUUCAGACAGCUAUCAACAGCCAGUGCAAUGGGGCGCUCACCCCCAAUGGCCUCUGCAGUCACUUCUGCUUUCCAGUGCCAUUCAGUCGCCACUGUGGCUGUCCCUAUGGCAUGAAACUCCAGCAGAACCAUCGCGACUGCAUCCCGGAUGACUCUGUGGAGCCCCCCGAUCAGAGCUGUGGGGCGUACUCCUUUCCCUGUGAUGAGGGCCGCUGCAUUCCCAACUCCUACAGAUGCGACGGCAUCCAAGACUGCCAUGACAAGUCAGAUGAGGCCAACUGCACCGCCCCCGGAAUGACGUGCUCUCCGAUCGCCUUCACCUGUGGGAACCGCCACUGCAUCCCCUCCGCCUGGCGCUGUGAUGGCCAGGACGACUGUGGAGACGGGACGGACGAAGACCACUGCCCCACCAAGGGGCCGGUCUCCUGCCGGGAUGGCUACUACAGGUGUGACAACGGCAGAUGUAUCCCCAGCGCCUGGCUGUGCGACACCGAGAACGACUGUGAAGACGGAUCUGACGAGCGCAACUGUGAUGUGUCUGGGACCUGCCGUCCUGGCCAGUUCCUGUGCCCCGAUCAUCGCUGCAUUUCGGACGUGUAUGUGUGUGAUGGAGACCUGGACUGUGCAGAUGGCUCAGAUGAGAAGGACUGCGUGUUCAGAUGCCCUGUGACUCAGUUUGCCUGCUCCAGUGGAAACCAGUGCAUCCUGAUGAGCUACAGGUGUGAUGGCGUGUUCGAUUGCAGGGACCACUCCGACGAAUUGGGAUGUCCCACCCGGGCCCCGGGGAUGUGCCACGACCAUGAGUUCCAGUGCCAGGGUGAUGGUUUCUGCAUCCCUGAGAGCUGGGAGUGUGACCGGCAUCCAGACUGCCAGGAUGGCUCCGACGAGCACAGGGGGUGUCCGCCGCACACCUGCCGCCCCAACUACUUCCUGUGCGACAAUGGGAACUGUGUGUUCGAAGCCUGGGUGUGCGACGGCGAAAACGACUGUCGGGACCUGAGCGACGAGCGGCACUGCCCCACGCCCCCCUUCAGCUGCCCCAGCGGUCAGUGGCUCUGCCCCACCGACCAGGUGUGCGUCUCCAUCGACCGGCUGUGCAACGGGCAGAGAGACUGUCCAGAUGGAGCGGACGAGUCUCCCAGCUGCAAUGAGGACGACUGCUCGGUUAACAAUGGGGGCUGCACUGGUGGCUGUGUGCAGGGGCCUUUUGGAGCCCAGUGCACCUGCAGUCCUGGGUACCAGUUGCUGAACGACUCCAAGACCUGUGUGGACAUUGACGAGUGCCAGAUCCCUGGGACCUGCAGCCAGGCUUGCUACAAUGAGCGUGGCUCCUUCCGGUGCUACUGCGAGGAUGGUUAUACUCUAGAGUCUAAUGGCAGAGUCUGCAAAGCAACAGAUCCAAGGGAUGCUUUACUCCUCGUCACCAGGAGGAACCAGAUCAUCUCAGAUAAUAUCAGUGCUCAGCCCAACAUCAUCCAGCCUGUGAUUCUAGGUGGAUCAGAUAUUGUGGCAGUGGAUUUUGACAGGGUCACCAGCAGAAUCUAUUGGGCAGAUGCAUCACAGAAGAAAAUCUGGAGUGCUUUGCAGAAUGGUACUGACACCAAAGAGGUCUUUUCCAGUGGGGUGACGGCACCAGAGAGCAUUGCCAUUGACUGGGUGGGCAGGAACCUCUACUGGACUGACUCACUGCUGGAGGUGAUCGAGGUGUCCACUCUGGAAGGCAGAUUCCGCACUGUUCUGCUGAGUGACAACAUCACCAGUCCACGAGGGCUGGCUCUGGACCCACGAAACCACACCAAUCUGAUGUUCUGGACUGACUGGGGUCAGAACCCGAGGAUAGAGAGGGCAAGCAUGGACGGAACCAUCCGCAGAACCAUCCUCACCCACAAAGUGUACUGGCCAAACGGUCUGGCCAUCGACUACCCCACUCGCCGGCUGUACUUUGCAGAUGCUUACCUGGAUUACAUUGAUUACUGUGACUACGAUGGCAACAACCGCCAGCAAGUCUUUGCCAGUGACUUGAUCCUGCAGCACCCUCAUGGCAUGACUGUGUUUGAGGACUAUGUAUAUUGGUCUGAGAGGUACACCAGCAAAGUCAUCAGGGCUAACAAGUGGCAUGGGCAAAACCAAACGGUUAUGCUGAACAACGUUUACCAGCCCAUGGGCAUCGUGCUGGACCACCCUGUCAAACAGCCUGCAGCUUGGAACCCUUGUCUGAACCAUCAGUGCAGUCAGCUGUGCCUGCUGGCGGGCAUAAGGCCUCGGUACUACUCCUGCGCCUGCCAGUCUGGCUGGCAUCUUGGCAGUGAUGGACGCACAUGUGAGAAAGACAACACCCCUUUCUUAAUGGUUCUCCGAGACACCACCAUCUUCGGCAUCCCUCUGGAUCCUAACAACACUAAUGACAACGCCAUGAUCCCCGUGAUGGGUAUCAGUCAUGGGCAGGACCUGGACUUUGAUGACCAGGAGCAGUAUGUGUACUGGGUACAGAACCCUGGAGCCAUUCACCGAGUGAAGACUGAUGGCACCAACAGAACGCAGUUCGCUCCAGCAGCAGUGAUUGGUUCUCCUUCUGGCUUAGCUUUUGAUUGGAUAAGUCGGAUGAUGUAUUACACCAAUCCCACCGGCCAGUCCAUUGAGGUGAUCAGGGUGGACGGAGAGCAGCACUACAGAAAGACAAUAAUCGCCAACACUGGGAAGCCUGAAGGGGCUGGAGAGCCGAUUGGAAUCGCUCUGGAUCCAGCCAGAGGGAGGCUGUUCUGGACAGACCGAGGGACAAGCCGCAAUGUCCCUCCCAAGGUGGCCACAGCAGAGAUGGAUGGCAGCAGCCCCAGAAACCUGUACACCGGCAGACUGGAGCACGUCGAGUUCAUCGCCGCCGACCUUGCAGAGAGCAAGCUGUACUGGGGAGUCACCAGCACUGGAGUGAUCGAGUGUGGGACAAUGGAUGGUGUGAGUCGUACAACAAUCGUGCACAGGCUCUCUCGUCCCUGGGGUGUGGCUGUUCACCAGAGCUUCCUGUACUACACCGACCUGGACUAUGAGGUCAUCGAGAGAGUAGACAAGGCCAGCGGAGCCAACAUGGUGGUGAUGAGGAGUGGCAUGCCUGGAGUGAAGGCUCUCAAAGUCCAUUACAGAGAUGAUUCAUCUGGAAGCACCAAUGCCUGCAGCUCCAGCAAUGGAGGGUGCCCACACCUCUGCCUGCCCAAGCCCAGUGGACAGAAGACGUGUGCUUGCACCACUGGGUUUGUGCCCUCCCAGGCUGGUGCCAGCUGUGUGCAGUACGACUCCUUCGCUGUGGUGUCCACUCUCACUGAAAUCCGAGGCUUCCACAUCAAUAGCUCCGACCACUCUGAGGCCAUGGUGCCUGUCUCACAGUUCACUUACUCUGAGGUUAACAAGACAGAUGUGCACGUGGCCUCUGGGUUUGUUUAUUGGUCAGACAACAGCAUCUAUUCCUCCUACAAGGGCAUCUUCCGGGUGAGAACUGAUGGCUCACAGUAUGCCCCCAUCGUCAGCUCUGGAAUUGGAAGGAAUGGGAUACUGGGCAUUGCUGUGGACUGGGUCGCGGGUAAUCUCUACUUCACCAAUGCCUUCGAGACCCAGACCUACAUUGAGGUUCUCCGACUGAACACCACGUACCGCCUGGUUCUGCUGAAGAGCAGUGUGGACAGGCCCCACGACAUUGCUGUCAGCCCACGCCUGCGCUACAUAUUCUGGACCGAUGGGGGCCAGACGCCCAAGAUCGAGAGAGCGUUCCUUGAUGGAAGGAACAGGACAGUCCUGGCAUCUGAGAGCCUGGCAACACCACAGGGCCUGACGGUAGACUACACUAGUGACUACCUCUACUGGACUGAUGACACCCUUGACCUGAUCUCCUGCAUGCGCUUCGAUGGCACCCAGCGUCAGAUCGUCCGCUUCGGCAGCCGCUACCCCUCUCCUUGUGGCAUCUCUAUUUUUGGCAACUAUAUGAUCUGGGUGGACCGCAACCUGCGAAGGGUGUACCAGGCCAGCAAGCAGCCAGGGAACUCCGAUGCCCCGGAAGUGAUCCGUGACAACCUCAGUGACCUGACGGAUGUGACCGUCUUUGACGCCCAUGUCCAGCCCCUCUCAGCCAACCUGGUGGGUUUUAAUCCCUGCUUGGAAGACCAUGGCCGAUGCCAGCAGAUCUGCUUCGCCCUGCCCGAGAUCGCUCAGCCGCAGUGCGGGUGUGCCCACGGCAGUCUCCUGAGCAAUGGGGUGUCAUGUGGGUAUGGUCUGGACGAGUUCCUCAUCUACACCACAGAUUACUCGAUCCACAGUGCCCGACUGGAUCCAGAAGACCACAGCCUGCCCUUUACCCCUGUCACACUGAGCUACAGUGUGGUCGCCCUGGACUUUGACUUCCAGGACAAGAGGAUCUACUUUGCCCAGAGCAAUGGCUAUCGCUACAGCAAGAUUGGAUACUUCAGCACCACGUCCCCUUCCAUCUCCCCAGUCAUUGUGGAAUCUGAUCUGAAUGACCCGAAAGGACUAGCGUUCGACUGGAUUAACAAGAGGAUCUACUUCAGCAACUAUUACAAUAAGAGCAUCCAGGCCAUGGGACUGGAUGGACAGAACCGAACCCACAUUGCCCACGUCCUGGGCCCACAGGCCAUUGUGUUGGAUCCUUGCUAUGGGUACAUGUACUGGACAGACUUGAGCUUCCCAGCGAAGAUUGAGCGUGCCACCUUGGGGGGCAGUUUUAGGGUCUCCAUCAUCAACAGCAGUUUGUCUCGACCUAGUGGACUGUCUAUUGAUUAUGAGGAGAGGAUGCUUUACUGGGCAGAUGCUUACCUGGAUAAGAUCGAACGCUCCUCGCUGACGGGUCAGGACAGAGAGGUGGUUCUGAGCAACCUGCACAGCCCCUUCGCCAUGACCGUGUACCAGCAGCACAUCUUCUGGACCGCCUGGGACACUCGCAGCAUCUACAGGGCUAACAAGGACGAUGGCUCUGGAGUCACGGCAGUGAUCCAGGAUCUACUGUACAAGCCCAAUGACAUCCAGGUGGCAGCCCCUUCCAAGCAGGAGAGCUGCUCCAGUCCCUGUCAGAAGUUCAACGGGGGCUGCAGCCAUGUCUGUGUACCAGGACCCUCAGGCCCAGAGUGUCAGUGCCCCCUGGAGGGCAAGUGGUAUCUGGCAAACAACGGCAAGGACUGUGUGCAGGAUGGGGGCACCAGGUGUGCCCAGGGCCAGUUCACCUGUCUGAAUGGCCGGUGUAUUUCUCAGCGCUGGAAGUGCGAUGGGUACAAUGACUGCCUCGAUGGCUCAGAUGAGUUGGAAAGAGUGUGCGCGUUCCACACCUGCUCCCCCAUGGACUUCACAUGCGACAGCGGCCGCUGCGUGUCCCUGUCCUACGUCUGCGACUACGUGAACGACUGUGGGGACAACAGUGACGAGCAAGGCUGUCCUUUCCCCACCUGCGACCCCGCCACGGAGUUCACGUGCAGCAAUGGCCGCUGCAUCAGCAAGCACUUCGUCUGCGACGGGUUCGACAACUGCCGCGACAACGCCACUUCUGACGAGAGGAACUGUCCGGACAGAACCUGCCCCUCAGGGACCAUCAAGUGUGAGACCACCAACAUCUGCAUCUUCCCCAGCACUCUGUGUGAUGGCUACAACAACUGUGGAGACAACAGUGAUGAGAACCCCAUCUACUGCCAUGAAAGGACCUGUGCACCUGAUGAGCACAGGUGUGACUCUGGCAAAUGUAUCCCUUCCUACUGGGUGUGUGAUAACGUCAUUGACUGUCAGGAUGGUUCAGAUGAACCUCCUUCAUGUGAGGACAUUACCAGAACCUGCCACUCAGACCAGUUCACCUGUGUCAAUGGGAACUGCGUCCCUGAGUCGCUGGUGUGCGACGGGAACAAUGACUGUGGAGAUGUGAGCGAUGAGGCCCCUGAACUCCAGUGUGAGCUGAGGACCUGCAGCCCGGAUCAGUUCUCCUGCCCCCCGGCCUCGUCCCCUGGCCCUCGCUGUGUCCCGCAGGCCUGGGUGUGUGACGGAGACCGAGACUGUGCCGAUGCUGCCGACGAGCUCCAGAACUGCCCCAACCGCACCUGCCACAUGAACGAGUUCCGCUGCGCCAACGGGCUGUGUAUUUUAAUGGGCUUCCACUGUGACAGGGUGAACGACUGUGGGGACGGCAGCGACGAGCGCGGCUGCAAGUAUCCCCCCUGCACCGCGCAGCAGUUCACCUGCCAGAACGGGGCCUGCAUCAGCACUUCCUAUGUCUGCGAUGGGGAGUACGACUGCCUGGACCACUCGGACGAGCUGGACAGCCUGUGUCGCAGCCCCCAGCCCACCUGUGCCCCGGGGCAGUUCCAGUGCCGCUCCGGGGAAUGUAUCGACAUCAACAAAGUUUGCAACCGGGAGAGGGACUGUCCUGACGACAGUGAUGAGAAGGGCUGUGGUAUUAAUGAAUGCACAAAUCCAGCCAUCAGCCAGUGUGCCCAGACCUGCACAGACACCCUGACCAGCUACUAUUGCUCCUGUCUGCCUGGGUACCGGCUCAUGCCCGAUGGCAAGGCCUGUGAGGACAUCAAUGAGUGCACUGAGACCCCCUGGGUGUGCAGCCAGAUCUGCGAGAACGCAGUGGGCUCCUUCUUCUGCAAGUGCGCCCCAGGCUACAUCCGAGAGCCAGAUGGGCGCACCUGCCACCAGAACAGCGGCAUCCAGCCCUACCUGCUCUACAGUAACCGCUACUACAUCCGCAACCUCACCACCGAUGGCAGCUCAAUGUCUGUGGUGUUGCAGGGCCUCUCCAAUGCUGUGGCCCUGGACUUUGACCACUACGAGCAGAGGCUGUACUGGAUCGACUACGGCAGGGGGAAGAUCGAACGCAUGUUCUUCAAUGGCACCGGCAGGGAGGAUGUAAUAGCCCACGAUGUGCCUGAGGGAGAGGGGCUGGCUAUUGACUGGGUGGGCAGGAAGAUGUACUGGGUAGAUGCCAACCAAGAUGCCCUGCAUGUGUCCGAGCUGGACGGCCGGUUCCGGAAAAGGCUCCUGAGUGGCUGUCUACCCCCUAACAACACCUUCUGCUUUGCAAACCCCCGUGCAGUGGCGGUGAAUCCAAAAGUGGGGUGGCUCUACUGGACAGACUGGGGCAACAAGGCCUUUAUUGGCAGGGUGGGCAUGAAUGGCAAGGAGGCAUCGGCCAUCAUCACAACCAAGCUGGCGUGGCCAAAAGCCCUGACCAUAGACUACACUACGGACAAGAUUUUCUUUGCUGAUGCCCAUCUUGACUACUUGGAGUAUGCCGAUGUGGACGGCCGGAACCGGCACGCGGCCAUCGCGGGCACUCUGCCACACCCCUUCGCCGUCACCCUGUUCGAGGACAUGGUGUACUGGACGGACUGGAACACCCACACUGUGGAGCGGGCUCACAAGUUCACGGGGCAGGGCCGGGCCUCCAUGGUCAACAACACACACCGGCCCCACGACAUCCGCGUCUACCACCCCUACAGACAGCCGCGCAUGGAGAGCCCAUGUGAGAAGAGCUCUACCCAGUGCAGUCACCUGUGUCUGAUCGCUCCGGGGGGCCGGCUCUCGUCCUGCGAGUGUCCCGACCACUUCGUCGCCAUCUUCAUCGGCUUCACCAUCCAGUGUGUGGCCGACUGCUCCAGCACCCAGUUCCGCUGUGGAGACAAUGAAAAGUGUAUUCCUAUUUGGUGGAAGUGUGAUGGCCAAUCAGACUGCGGGGAUGGCUCAGAUGAACCCCGGUCCUGCCCGACUCGCUACUGCCCCCUAGGCCAGUUUCAGUGCUAUGAUGGAAACUGCAUCAUCCCUCACCUUCUGUGCAACAAGCACAACGACUGUCAUGAUGGAUCUGAUGAGGACCCAGCCCUUUGCAGCGAUCACCGCUGUGAGGAGAGCCAGUUCCAGUGCGCCAAUAAGCAGUGCAUCCCUCUCUCCGGGCACUGCGACGGCAUCGCAGACUGCGCCGAUGGCAGUGAUGAAAACGUCCAGGAGUGCCCUUCCAAGACGUGCCUCCCCGGGGAGUUCCAGUGUGCCAACAGGCGCUGCAUCCCGCAGGCCUACGUGUGCGAUGUGGAAGACGACUGCGGGGACAACUCUGACGAGCCCGAUGAGUGCAAUGGUCCCGAGCACAGGUGUGAUGGAGAGACAGAAUUUUCCUGUAAGACCAAUUACCAGUGCAUCCCCCAGUGGGCUGUCUGCAAUGGGAGAUAUGAUUGUGUGGACAACAGCGAUGAAGAGGACUGCGAGAGCGUGACCUGCCACCCUCAGGGAGAUUUCCGCUGCGACAACCACCUGUGCGUCCCUGUGCGCUGGCGGUGUGAUGGCAAAGACGACUGCGGGGACGGCUCCGACGAGCACGACUGCGUGCCACGAGAUUGCACAGAGAGUGAGUUCCGAUGCAGCAACCAGCUGUGCAUCCCAGGAGCCUGGGUCUGCGACUAUAACAACGACUGUGGGGACAACUCGGAUGAGCACGACUGUGAGCUGAAGAAGUGUCUUCCCGGCUCAUUCCAGUGCGACUCAGGUCAUUGCAUCUCCUCCUCUCUGCAGUGCGAUGGGCGGCCAGACUGCUCGGACUUCACAGACGAGACCAUGUGCCCGACACGCUAUCCUGGGGGAAGAUGGUGCCCACCAACCCAGUUUGAGUGUCACAACCACAUCUGUGUCAGCAAGAGCUGGGUGUGUGAUGGGUACGAUGACUGUGGGGACCAGUCAGAUGAGCAGCUUGGACUCUGCUUGACCCUCCCCUGUGAGCCGCCGGGGAGAUUCCGCUGCAGCAAUGGCUACUGUAUCUACGCUGGGAUGAUAUGCAAUGGCAAAAAUGAUUGUGGUGACAGCAGUGACGAAACAGAAGACCUGUGCCGGGAGCCCACUCCUGCACCCUGUACGCUCCAGGAGUUCAAGUGUGCAAACAGACGCUGCGUACCACUGACACACGUCUGCGACCACGUCGACAACUGCGGGGACCUGUCGGACGAGCUGGGCUGCAACUUCGGUCACAACCGCAGCUGCGAGGAGAAACUGUGUGAGCACAACUGCACCAGCCUGAGUGGAGUGGGCUUCAUCUGCUCCUGCCGGCCAGGCUUCUCUGUGGACCCCAAGAACCCCUUCAACUGCAACGAUAUCAACGAGUGUGACAUUUACGGAACCUGCCCUCAGGACUGCAGGAACAUGAAGGGCAGCUAUGAGUGUCUGUGCGCCUCGGGCUACAGGAAGGUGGGAGCAGGGAGUGAGUGUGAAGCAGAAGGAGCCAGCCCUUUGAUGUUGCUCCCGGAGAACAUUCGAAUCCGGAAAUACAACCUGAUGUUGGAGGAGUAUCGCGACUACAUCGAGGACCAGGAGCACAUAGUAGCUUUGGACUAUGACUGGGACCACAACAACACAGGGCACAGCAUGGUUUACUUCACAAUAGAGGGGAAGGGUACCAGUGAGGGAGCCAUCAAAAGAGCCUACCUGCCCACUGAGGACAGUGACCACAGUAACAAUGCUGCUGUGGCCUUGGCUCUUAACCUCAAAUACAUUAUGAAGCCCAACGGCAUUGCAGUGGAUUGGGUAGGAAGAAACCUUUACUGGGCAGAUGCAGGCAAGAAGAGGAUAGAGGUGGCAUUGCUGGAUGGGCGCUACAGAAAACACCUGAUCAAAUCGGGCAUUGAUGAGCCUACUGCCCUGGCAGUGAACCCCAGGCUGAGGAUGAUGUACUGGACUGACUGGGGCAACACCCCGAAGAUUGAGAGUGCCUGGAUGGAUGGACAGCAGAGGAAAGUCCUGGUGGACAGUCAGUUAGGAUGGCCUACAGGACUAUCCAUUGAUUAUGCCAAUAACGACCGCAUCUACUGGUCUGAUGCUAAGGAGAACCUCAUAGAAUCCAUCCUGCCAUCUGGAGAAGACCGGCGUAUUGCCUUGUAUAUGGAUUUGAAGAAUCCCAUAAGCCUGAGUGUGUUUGAAGAUCAGAUUUACUGGAGCACUCGAGAAAAAGGAGAAGUGUUCAGGCAGCACAAGUUUGGGAAAGGGUCAAAGGUCAAACUGUUGACUGCUGGCCCAUGGCUGACCCAAGUAAACAUCUAUCAGCAGCAGAAAUACAAUGGCAAAGACAUCAGUAACCCAUGCAAAGGAAAUUGCAGCCACCUGUGCCUUUUGCAGCCCAGGGGGUAUUCAUGUGCAUGCCCAGAGGGCACAAACUUCUUCCUGGGCAGCUUCAUGAUCUGUGAUGCAGGGUCCGAUCCUGUGCCUCCCACACCUCCCCUGUGUCUGUGUAAGAAUGGCGCCACCUGUUACUACGACGAUGGUCAAGCCAAGUGCAAGUGUGCUCAUGGUUGGCAUGGAGAUUUCUGCCAGAUAGGAGAGAACCAUCACUUUCAGCAGUCAGUGGGUCUUGCUGUGGGAGUGUCCCUGGCCGUGCUGGUUCUGUUGGCAUGUCUGGUCUAUGCCGCCCAAACCAAAUCCAGGCUCAGGUCGGUCAUGAGCUACGACAGCAUCGUCAGUUUCUUCAGGAAUCAUACACAACACUUCAGUCCCUCCAAUGUCUCACACACAGCAGAGGUGGCAGUCUACUUUGUAAACCUCAGUCCGCAGCAAGUGACUGCAGAUGCUGAAGCACAAAACGGAGAGAACUUUGACAACCCAGUGUACUCCUCUUUGACUGUUAACGGAGAGGUACCAAACUCUGCUACCAACACAUCCACCAAGAUCCAAGGUUUAUUCAAGGAUAAUUUGCCCAGUGACGCUUUUGACAAUCCGUUUUAUGAGGAUUCAGCAAACAAGAAUGCGGAGAAUCAGUAAUUAAAUUCUGUGGGAAAAUACAGGUCUGUGCAAUCUGGAAGUUUCACCUGCUGUAAUUACGGAAAUACGUUACACCUACUGCAAAGCACUUCACUUGGAACUGCGGAAUACCAUCAGAAGGUUAUUGCGAGACCCAGUCUAUGACUUUGUAACUGUGUAAUUAAUUCUUUAUAUUUGUCUUAUACAGUAAAUGGACUCAUUGUAACAAUUCUGAAAUAAAUGAUUUGAUUCCUUA